AUGGCAGCGCGUAUCACCGAAAACGACCAAAUCCAAUUCCUGCUCUCAUGCGUCCGUCACUCCAACUAUGGACAGGUUGAUUUCGAUCCAGUAGUCGAAGAAUGCCAAAUCAUUAGCAAGGGCGCUGCCGCAAAACGGCUCAGUCGCCUCCUCAAACGAUACCCAGCAGGAGCCAAGUCCAGCACUACCUCAUCAAACACCACGAACUCAAAGACUCCCAAACCGGCUACCGGCGAGUCCAACGACGAAGAGGAGGAAAAGGACACAGCCGUCGGCCAGAAAAGCGGCCGUAGCGGCAAAGGCAAUGGUGGCGGCGGCGGUAGUCCUGCUAAGAAAUCCUCGGCUGGUCCAGUUGUCGGAGGCAUCGUCAAGAAAACUGCAAGUACAGCGACCAAGGGCAGAAAGGGGAAGGCUGCUGCCGUUUCUGCUGCUCCUGUUUCUGCUACCGAAACCCCGGGGUUUGGAGAAGAUGGGUUGCUCGAUGGGAUCAACGUCAAGACUGAGGAGGACUACGACGAUGGCAUGUACAAUGCAAGCCUUGAUCCAGCGGGGCUUUUUGGAAGUGACGCCUGA
Molecule: messenger RNA, 573 nt
Organism: Talaromyces rugulosus
Lineage: Eukaryota; Fungi; Ascomycota; Eurotiomycetes; Eurotiales; Trichocomaceae
Exons: 3
Coding region: 1-573 (190 amino acids)
Source: RefSeq, a predicted model, not a curated record